CAAUAAACGUUUGCCUUGCUCGUCCACAAGGAAAUUUUCCAUGACCAUUUCCGUAUUUAUUACCUCAGUCCCGCCCAUGCACUUUCCCUCAUUCUUUUCCAUGAUUAUUUCUGCUGUACUUUCCGUACUACUACCCCGCAGUCUUUCCAGAGCCUUGUCCAUGCUUAUUUCUUCGCCUAUACCAUCCAUUGUUCUUUCCACACCUGCACCCAUCGCAGUUCCCGUCAAAUCCCCCUUACAGAUUCCCAUCCUACUUCCCUUGUAUCCGUCUUCCAUCCUGUAUUGUAUUACAACCCUUUACAGACUCAGUUGUGUCAGAGUGAUUGCAUACAAUGCCUCGAAAACAAUCUCAUUCCACUACCUCAAACCGGGUAGACCAGUCAUUCGACCGUGUGCUCGCCUGCUACAAGAAGCUCAAGAUAAUGGGAAAGCUGAUUAAAGAUGAAUUAUAAUAUAUUAAAGAUAUUGUCUAUAUCCUGGGUUCAGUGCAAGACUCACAUAAACAUAAUAAGUAUUGACUAUUUCUAUAUAAUUUACUUAUUAAGUAUGGCUUUAGGGUGGUUUUACUGUGUACUGUG
Aspergillus sclerotioniger CBS 115572 is the source of this 578-nucleotide messenger RNA. RefSeq lists its product as uncharacterized. Bases 41 to 439 code for a protein of 132 amino acids. Lineage: Eukaryota; Fungi; Ascomycota; Eurotiomycetes; Eurotiales; Aspergillaceae. The transcript has a single exon. The record is from RefSeq and is a predicted model, not a curated record.